Messenger RNA from Peronospora matthiolae, 279 nucleotides. The record is from the annotation of a GenBank genome assembly. Lineage: Eukaryota; Oomycota; Peronosporomycetes; Peronosporales; Peronosporaceae.
AUGGUCACCAACGAGGUGAUCUAUGAGCCGGAUGAGGAGCGAAUGACGCGCCCUCGAAGCGCUGAACAAAAGUCAGCGCGCGAAGAAAGAUUUGCGUCGCAAUCUUGGGAGGCUCCGCGCGAGUCUGGUGACCCUAUCUACGAGAUUGCUCGAGAGUACGCAGACGUUUUCCAGGAGAAGAAACGGGCUGAACCUCCUGCUGAUCGUGGUAUUCGGCACAAGAUUGAUCUCAUACCAAAGUCAAAGUACUGUGUGACCCGACAGUGGCCGUUUCCAUAA